AUGUCCGCCGUCGCGCCCGCCGCGACGCCUCCUCCCGCCGUCAGCGGCGUGAGCGAGGGCCGAGCGAAGAGGAAGAUUUCAAAGCCAAACAGAUUCACCUCUCCCCCGCCGGCGAAGCGCGCCAGGCCCAACCCGCCCGCGGCAGGCUCCAAGCCCGCCGCUGCCGCGAAGAAGUCUGUCGCGAGUAGAUCUUCCAAGGCCGGCAGGUCCAAACCCCCGGCGGUUCCCGCGCCGAGGCCCGCGGCCAGGGGGAAGAGGCCGGAUGCCUCAGCCCCUCUCAGCGCCAUCGCCCUCGCCGCGCUGAGCUCUCCGGGCGCCGCGGCGCUCAUCGGCCAAUCCCCGGUACCCGAAUCCGCCGUCGUGGAGGCCAUGGCCGCCGCCGCCGCCGCGAGGGAGAUUACCUCCCCGGGAUCCGGCGCGCUCGCGGGUCUCGCCAUGCUCCUCGAGGCCACCGAGGAGAGCCCGACGCUGGCGCGGGAUCUGGGCGUGGCGGCGAACAUGCUCCCCAAGGGAUCCCGCCCCAGGCAGAACCCCGCGGCAUCGCCCCUCAGGCCCGUCAACCUCAACGUGGCGGGCGGCGACGACGGAAACCGACGGCACCCGAUGGCACCCGACGCGCCCGCGCCCGACGCGCCCAGAUCCGGCUGGGGCGACGGCAAGCGCCGGCGCACCGGCGGCGGCAAGGCCAAGACGGCCGAGGACGAGGGCGCGGCUCCAUCGCGGGCGGCGAGGACGAACAAGUCGGACCCGGUCGUGGAGGCGCUGGCGGCGGAGAGGGCCAGGGAUCAAACGGCCAGAAACAAACGGCCAGAAAUGGCCAAGGAGUUCGACGCGACGGUUCACGCGGUUGCGACGACGCAGCCGCGCGCCGUGCUCGGUCACGCGCUGUCGUGGCUCAACCUCCUCGUGGGCGAUCUCAAGGGGAGGAGCGCCGCGCUGAGGCGGAGCAGGCGGCGGCUGCAGAAGGUGCGAGGGGAGGCGACGGAGAGGGCGGAGGCGGCGCGGAGUGAACGGGGCGUCCCCGCGGCGAAGGACGAGCCGCCGCUCCUCGAGGAGAAGGAGGCGGGUCUGCUCAAAGAUCUCGAACGAGCGCUCGCGGUGGAGGACAAGCACCUCACCGCGCUGCUGAAGCAGGCGAUGCAGGCGCAGGGCGUGGCGAGGGGGAGCGACGCGGGCGGGAAGGGUGAGGAGGGUGGAUCGUCGUCUCGGGUUGGCGGCAGCAAGGGGAGCGAAAAGAAAAAGUCAAAGCCCGGGAAGGCUAAGGACGUCGCGGCAAAGGGGGUGGCGCCUGCCAUCCUGGGCGCUCCCCCCGAGCAUGACGACCCGAAGCUGAUGACCGACUACUUCGCGAACGCCAUGAUCACGUCCGCGGCGGCGUUCCUCAGCACGGGGCUCAACGUGGCGGUGGCUGACGGCGACGGGGACGGGAAGGCGGCGGCGGCGGUUGCGUGCCCGGCCGGGUUGGUUCCCACCCCUCACAUCGCCGCCGCGUGA
This is a messenger RNA of Micromonas commoda, 1494 nucleotides long. RefSeq lists its product with no specific name. The record is from RefSeq and is a predicted model, not a curated record. The coding region runs from base 1 to 1494 and encodes 497 amino acids. Lineage: Eukaryota; Viridiplantae; Chlorophyta; Mamiellophyceae; Mamiellales; Mamiellaceae. The transcript has a single exon.